AUGUCGGAAUUCGAAGACGAUAUCGAUGACCAGCUUCUCGAGCUCGCUGGAGCAACCGAGAAGAAGCGAAAAAGACACAGCGGCGCCCAUUCAAAGUCCUCAUCAAAAAAGCGCAAGGCGGACCCUAUGGACUCUGAGUCGGAAAAGGAACCGGAGAGUGAGGACGAUGCAGCGGGGAGCUUAGAUCCUUACCCUUUGGAGGGGCAAUACAAGGACGAGGCCGAUAGACAAAGACUCCUCGAGAUGCCAGAGACAGCGCGCGAGGAGAUCCUGGCUGAACGCAGCGAAAAGAAGCAGCGGCUCAAUGAACAGCAGAAGUUGGCUGACCUGCUGAAUCAACGGAGCGCCGUUGGCGCUGACAGCGUCGCAAAAGCAGCGAAACGUCAACAUACCGUUCGUGGUGCUACGAAAGAGAAGACACGCAAACUUGACGAGCUCAAGGCCCGACGCAAGGCUAAAGAUGAGAAGAAGCGGAAUACAUCCCCAAAGCGGGAUCGCUCUUCAUCUCCCAUGGAUAUGGAGAUCUCAGACGAAGAGUCUGAAGAUGGCCAGAUCACAAAGCAAGAUCAAGAAGAGGAAAAAGAACGAAGGUUGCUGGGCAAGACCGCUGAGCCUGACAACACCCCAUCGACCUUGCAACAUUUCGAGAGUUGUAGACUGUCAAGAGAUACAUUGGCAAAGUACUGUAUGGCGCCAUGGUUCCAGGAAUACGUCCGUGGAGCCUGGGUCCGAUAUCUCAUCGGACAAGAGGCUGGUCAGCCAGUGUAUCGCAUGUGCGAGAUAGCUGACCUCUCUGCGGAGGCUGUCAAGCCUUACAAGGUUAAUGACAAGCUGGUUAAUCAGGUCUUUGACCUCAAACACGGCAAGUCAAUACGAUCGUUCAACAUGGACAAGGUUUCAAAUGGUCCCUUCAUUGAGGCGAGCUUUUUUUUGUUCAUGGCCCGUGGUAUCUGUGACCUUCUUCUGCAGAAAGAGUUCGAUCGACUAGUGAAAGUUUAUGCGGCUGAGGAUGUGAAGCUGCCGACAAAAUUGCAUUUAGAGCAGAAAGUUGCUCAGUUGCAAAAGCUCAUUUCGCAACCUGUUACAGAGAGUGAUAUCAGUGCAAUGCUCCAACGCAGGAACCAGGUGCAAAAUAAUAAGCCCACGGGAAUGUCUACACUUGAGCGAUCCCGCCUGACGCAGGCCAGGACACUGGCGAUGCGACGACACGACUAUGACGAAGUCAAAGACAUUGACAUCCAACUUGCAGCUGCUGAGAUUGUUACCGCUCCAGCACGAGUGGAGGCUGUGGACGUCUUAGCCAAGGUCAAUGAGAGGAAUCGCAAAGCCAACCAGGAAGCCGUGCGAAGAGCUGAGAUGGCGGAAUCUGAGCGAAAACGACGGGAACGGAAGCUCGUCGCUGCUGGAGGUGCAGCAACGCCACAGGACCCGAGCGCUCGGUUAAAGACAGUGCCGAGGCUGUUUAACGCUGCUACUCCGACAUCAAGGCCGGGAACUCCUCUGGCGAAUGGUGCGGUUACGCCACAACCUCCGGCAGAAUUUGUGGUCAAGACGACAGUGGCCACCAAAAGCUUUGAGGCGUCUAUCCUGGACUCGAUUGAGAUUGACUUGGGGGACUUUUAA
Molecule: messenger RNA, 1623 nt
Organism: Laccaria bicolor S238N-H82
Lineage: Eukaryota; Fungi; Basidiomycota; Agaricomycetes; Agaricales; Hydnangiaceae
Exons: 9
Coding region: 1-1623 (540 amino acids)
Cellular component (GO): Cdc73/Paf1 complex
Molecular function (GO): DNA binding; RNA polymerase II C-terminal domain phosphoserine binding
Source: RefSeq, a predicted model, not a curated record